Carlito syrichta (Philippine tarsier) is the source of this 1757-nucleotide messenger RNA. RefSeq names its product paired box 5 (gene PAX5). The transcript is spliced from 10 exons. Bases 189 to 1364 code for a protein of 391 amino acids. NCBI's taxonomy places the organism in Eukaryota, Metazoa, Chordata, Mammalia, Primates, Tarsiidae. The record is from RefSeq and is a predicted model, not a curated record. Gene Ontology annotation, biological process: anatomical structure development; regulation of transcription by RNA polymerase II. Gene Ontology annotation, molecular function: DNA-binding transcription factor activity, RNA polymerase II-specific; RNA polymerase II cis-regulatory region sequence-specific DNA binding.
UUCCACCUAAAACGUUUAGUUUCAGCUCAGUGAUCAGCUACCCCAGCUCGGCGGGGGAGCGGAAGGCUUGAAUUAUUCCGACCUGUGAGCGGCCCCUGGCACCAAAAAAAAAAAAAAAAAAAAGGCACAAAAAAGUGGAAACUUUUUUUUCCCUGUCCAUUCAUUCCUUCAAGUCCAGAAAAAUCAAAAUGGAUUUAGAGAAAAAUUACCCGACUCCUCGGACCAGCAGGACAGGACAUGGAGGAGUGAAUCAGCUUGGGGGGGUUUUUGUGAACGGACGGCCACUCCCGGAUGUAGUCCGCCAAAGGAUAGUGGAACUUGCUCAUCAAGGUGUCAGGCCCUGCGACAUCUCCAGGCAGCUUCGGGUCAGCCAUGGUUGUGUCAGCAAAAUUCUCGGCAGGUAUUAUGAGACGGGAAGCAUCAAGCCUGGGGUAAUUGGAGGAUCCAAACCAAAGGUCGCUACGCCCAAAGUGGUAGAAAAAAUCGCUGAGUAUAAACGCCAAAAUCCCACGAUGUUUGCCUGGGAGAUCAGGGACCGGCUGCUGGCGGAGCGGGUGUGUGACAAUGACACAGUGCCUAGCGUCAGUUCUAUCAACAGGAUCAUCCGGACGAAAGUACAGCAGCCACCUAACCAGCCAGUCCCAGCUUCCAGUCACAGCAUAGUGUCCACGGGCUCCGUGACGCAGGUGUCGUCGGUGAGCACGGACUCGGCCGGCUCGUCGUACUCCAUCAGCGGCAUCCUGGGUAUCACUUCCCCCGGCGCUGACACCAACAAGCGCAAGAGAGAUGAAGGUAUUCAGGAGUCUCCAGUGCCGAAUGGUCACUCGCUUCCGGGCAGAGAUUUUCUCCGGAAGCAGAUGCGGGGAGACCUGUUCACGCAGCAGCAGCUGGAGGUGCUGGACCGCGUGUUUGAAAGGCAGCACUACUCGGACAUCUUCACCACCACGGAACCCAUCAAGCCCGAGCAGACCAGUGAGUAUUCAGCCAUGGCCUCGUUGGCUGGUGGACUGGACGACAUGAAGGCCAACCUGGCCAGUCCCACCCCUGCUGACAUCGGGAGCAGCGUGCCUGGCCCGCAGUCCUACCCCAUCGUGACAGGCCGUGACUUGGCGAGCACGACCCUCCCCGGGUACCCUCCGCACGUCCCCCCCGCCGGACAGGGCAGCUACUCAGCACCGACGCUGACAGGGAUGGUGCCUGGGAGUGAGUUUUCUGGGAGUCCCUACAGCCACCCUCAGUAUUCCUCGUACAAUGACUCGUGGAGGUUCCCCAACCCGGGGCUGCUUGGCUCCCCCUACUAUUACAGCGCCGCUGCUCGAGGAGCUGCCCCACCUGCAGCCGCCACUGCCUACGACCGUCACUGACCCUCGGAGCCAGGCAGGCACCAAGCACUGAUGACACAUAUCAUUGAGGGUGAUAGCCUCCCAGCCCCUCCGAGGCGGCCAGAGGGGCCCACGAGACCAUCCCCCAGCCCCCCCCCCCACUCGCCUGAAGCUCCUCUUUCCCCUCUUCCUGCUGGGACUCUGGGGUUCUGUGGUGGGGCUUUUGGACUUCUGGAUGCUUGUCCAUUUCUAAAAGCUAAUUGAUGAGCUUCUCCCCAUGGCCGUUGGGUCUCUGCAAACCAACAGCCUGCUCUACAGACAGCUGUAGCCCCAGCCCAGCCUGCCAGUCCCCCAGCUAUCUGACCAUCCGUCUGUCCAACCACCCCAGGCCCGGGAAGGAGAUCUCGCUUUUGUUGCUUCAGCAGCGCCCAUGUA